AGUAUUUUUCCAGAACGUAAUUUGAACUUGACAAUGAAUCCCAUACUCUUUCUUGCGUCUCUACAUGUUUUGUCCAACGCUGCAUUUUCUAAUGCACAAAACAAAAAUGGAAAGAUUGUUGGUGGCACAAUUGCUGAACCAGGAGAAUUCCCUUACAUGGUGUCUGUACAACGUCCCUGGGAGAAUCUCAUCCCAUCUCAUUGGUGUGGAGGCUCCUUGAUUGACCCCAGUUAUGUGGUUACUGCAGCACAUUGUGUGCAUGGGCAUUCAAGAAAUGAAUACUCUGUUAAACUGGGGGAGCAUAACAGGCAAAUCACAGAUGAGUUUGAAGUGGAGAUAAAAGUGAAUGGAAUAUUCGAGCAUGAAGACUACAAUUCAGGAUCUGAUGUGCAAUAUUACUGGUUGGGGAACUACACAAGAGGGUGGUUCACUUGCCAGGGUUCUGGUGAAGGCAGAAGUCCCAAUUGUCACCAGAAUGGACUGUGAAGAUGCUUAUGGAUGGACCAACAUUUAUGAUGGAAUGCUGUGUGCAGGUUACUAUGCCCUUGGUGGAGUGGAUGCUUGUCAGGGUGACAGUGGUGGUCCUAUGACAUGCCCUCUAGAAGAUGGAACCAAUGUGCUUGCAGGAAUUGUUUCAUGGGGAUCUGGGUGUGCCAGGCCAGGAUACCCUGGAGUUUAUUCAGAAGUCGCCUAUUUAAGGGAAUGGAUUCAUGAGAAAAUAGGAGUGUGAUCAGGUUACUUCCAGUAUUUUUUUCGCAUUUUGACCGCCAUCAAACUAAAACAAUGUCUGGAAUUAAAAAUUUAUUUGAUUUGAAAAUGAGG
Molecule: messenger RNA, 822 nt
Organism: Notodromas monacha
Lineage: Eukaryota; Metazoa; Arthropoda; Ostracoda; Podocopida; Cyprididae
Source: the annotation of a GenBank genome assembly